This is a messenger RNA of Pseudophryne corroboree (corroboree frog), 4744 nucleotides long. RefSeq names its product SEC14-like protein 5. Lineage: Eukaryota; Metazoa; Chordata; Amphibia; Anura; Myobatrachidae. The coding region runs from base 2018 to 4153 and encodes 711 amino acids. Gene Ontology annotation, cellular component: cytoplasm. The record is from RefSeq and is a predicted model, not a curated record. The transcript is spliced from 17 exons.
AGGCGGGGCCUGCGGACUGCUGCUGCUGCUGAGGGUGUCAGCCUAGGCUGAGUCUGAGAGACUGAGCAGGGAUCGGGGAAGGGGAGAUUCCAGCAGUCUGACUCUGACCUGAGGGGGACAGAUCAUGGAAACAUGGUAGUGACAGUGUGCACCAGGGGCUUGUGUGAGUGUGACAGCUUCAGGGGCUUGUGUGAGUGUGACGGUGUGCACCCGGUGCUUGUGUGUGACAGUGAGCUUCAGGGACAUCUGUGAGUGUUUGGCAGUGUGCACCAGAGGCUUGUGAAUGUGUGACAGUGUGCAUCAGGGGCUUGUGUGAGUGUGACAGUGUGCAUCAGGGGCUUGUGUGAGUGUGUGAUAGUGUGCACCAGGGGCUCGUGUGAGUGUGACAGUGUGCACCAGGGGCUUGUGUGAUAGUGUGCACCAGGGGCUUGUGUGAGUGUGACAGUGUGCACCAGGGGCUUGUGUGAUAGUGUGCACCAGGGGCUUGUGUGAGUGUGACAGUGUGCACCAGGGGCUUGUGUGAUAGUGUGCACCAGGGGCUUGUGUGAGUGUGACAGUGUGCACCAAGGACUUGUGUGAGUGUGAUAGUGUGCACCAGGGGCUCGUGUGAGUGUGACAGUGUGCACCAGGGGCUUGUGUGAUAGUGUGCACCAGGGGCUUGUGUGAGUGUGACAGUGUGCACCAGGGGCUUGUGUGAUAGUGUGCACCAGGGGCUUGUGUGAGUGUGACAGUGUGCACCAGGGGCUUGUGUGAUAGUGUGCACCAGGGGCUUGUGUGAGUGUGACAGUGUGCACCAGGGGCUUGUGUGAUAGUGUGCACCAGGGGCUUGUGUGAGUGUGACAGUGUGCACCAAGGACUUGUGUGAGUGUGACAGUGUGCACCAGGGGCUUGUGUGAGUGUGACAGUGUGCACCAGGGGCUUGUGUGAGUGUGACAGUGUGCACCAGGGGCUUGUGUGAGUGUGACAGUGUGCACCAAGGACUUGUGUGAGUGUGACAGUGUGCACCAGGGGCUUGUGUGAUAGUGUGCACCAGGGGCUUGUGUGAGUGUGACAGUGUGCACCAGGGGCUUGUGUGAUAGUGUGCACCAGGGGCUUGUGUGAGUGUGACAGUGUGCACCAAGGACUUGUGUGAGUGUGACAGUGUGCACCAGGGGCUUGUGUGAGUGUGACAGUGUGCACCAGGGGCUUGUGUGAGUGUGACAGUGUGCACCAGGGGCUUGUGUGAGUGUGACAGUGUGCACCAGGAGCUUAUGUGACUGAACACCAUGGAAUUGUGUAUGUGUGUUAGUGAAGUGUCACUAUGAUUUCACAUGCGUGUGCAUAUAUUUGCCUUAGUAAGAAGUGAUCUAAAUGAGUGUGCGUUUAGAGAGAGAAAAAUAAUUUUUAUUAAUAUUCUUAUUUAUUUAUAAUGCCACCUUGUCUCUUUUAAAAUAUUUGAAUAUAUAUAUUUAUAAGACCCAGACAUGUCCUGGAACAUUGUGCAGAUGGAUCCAGGGUUUGACAAUGUGUGACAUGCAGAUGUUGCAUAGCAAUACUGUUUUGACAUGUAUCCGCAUCGAUUGUUGUUUGCACGGGUUGCUGGUGAUUGACAGUUGAGGGUAAGUGAUUGGUGCAGUGACAAGUGAUGAACAGAUGGUGAUCACAGUUACAGUGAAUACAGCAGGUAAGCGGUCAGACUGUGCGUGAGAGGUGUAGGUCACACCUAGGAGGUGACGGUGCUAGAUUUGUGCAGGCACUUUGCACAAGUGUCAGUAAGAGUGUGCAGGUGACAUUGGAGAACAGACCAGACCUUGUCACCGCUUAUGACAGAAGUUUAUAGCAGAAGGCGUCCCACCGGUGGAUUAUCCAGGACACUGCCUAGGACUGCUGGCAUCAGAUCUACGAGAUGAGAGUGUACAGAAGGAACUGCAAGUGUGAACAGAUCUCAGAUCCAGCUCCAUGUAAUUCUGCGUUGCUGAUCACCUGAGGACGUAAGAGAUCCCCUCUCCAGCAAGACAGCCCAGGACCAGCAAGGAACAUGGUGCAGAAAUACCAGUCCCCGGUGCGGGUUUACAAGUACCCCUUUGAGCUUGUCAUGGCGGCCUAUGAGAGGCGAUUUCCUACUUGUCCCCUCAUCCCGGUGUUCCUUGGCAGUGACAUCAUGCACGAACACAAGAGCGAGGAUGGCUCACUGCACAUGGUGGAGCGUAGCUGUAAGCUGAACGUGGAUGCCCCAAGGCUCCUGAAGAAGAUUGCGGGCGUAGAGUUUGUAUUUUUCAUCCAGAAGAACACACUGAACUGGAAGGACCGAACAUUGCUGAUCGAGGCCCACAACGAGACCUUCUCCACCCGGGUCUUGGUGAACGAGACCUGCAGUUACUCUGUUCACCCUGACAAUGAGGAGUGGACGUGCUUUGAGCAGACAGCAUCUCUGGACAUCAAGUCGUUCUUCGGCUUUGAGAGCACGGUGGAAAAGAUUGCAAUGAAACAGUACACUGCCAACAUAAAGAGAGGUAGGGAGGUCAUUGAAUUUUACUUGAACGAGCUGAUAUCUCAGGGCAUCACUCGCAUCCCCAGAUGGACCCCUGGAGCAUCAGGGGGCUAUCAUAAUGUUUUAAGAAACGCUACAAGCGGACAUCCCUGCGGCAUGGAGGGGACCGGAGCUGAACUGGAACAGUCGACAGUGCCGGGGCUACUCACAGCAGAGCCUGGUGGCCACAAUCUCGGAUCAGACCCUGAUGGUGAUAAACUAGAGGCCGAUUACAUACAGCGCUAUUUGGGACAGCUCACACCCAUGCAGGAGAGUGCCUUGAUCCACCUCCGCCAGUGGUUGCAGGAGACCCACAAGGGGAAGAUCCCAAACGAUGACCACAUUCUGCGCUUCCUGCGGGCACGCGACUUUAACAUGGAGAAAGCCCGGGAGAUGCUCUGCCAGUCCCUGUCCUGGCGCAAGCAAUACCAGGUGGAUUACAUCCUCCAGACGUGGCAACCGCCCCCGAUCCUGGAAGAGUACUACGCUGGAGGGUGGCACUACCAUGACCGAGAUGGUCGCCCCCUGUAUAUACUGCGCUUGGGGCAAGUGGACACCAAGGGCUUGCUGAAAGCAGUGGGUGAGGAGGCCAUCUUACGCCACGUUCUCUCCAUUAAUGAAGAAGGACAGAGACGAUGCGAGGAGAACACUCAUCAGUUCAGCUCUCCAAUCAGGUCCUGGACCUGCCUUGUGGACCUGGAAGGACUGAACAUGAGACAUCUCUGGAGGCCUGGUGUGAAGGCCCUGCUCAGGAUUAUAGAGGUGAUUGAGGCCAAUUACCCAGAGACACUGGGACGAAUGCUGAUUGUACAGGCGCCGCGAGUCUUUCCCGUUCUAUGGACACUGGUCAGCCCAUUUAUCAACGAGAACUCCAGGCGGAAGUUUCUGAUCUACAGCGGCAACAACUACCAGGGUCCUGGUGGGAUAGCAGAUUACCUGGACAAAGAGAUAAUCCCAGAUUUCCUUGGUGGAGAGUGCGUGUGUAAUAUUCCAGAGGGGGGACUGGUCCCCAAAUCAAUGUAUCAAUCUGAUGACGAUGCUGAGACUUCUGACCAUAUCCGGCUGUGGACUGAAACCAUUUACCACUCCUCUUACGUCUACAAGGGAGCACCACAUGAGCUCACUGCCGAAAUCCUUGAGGUGGAGUCUGUUAUCACCUGGGACUUUGAUGUCCUCCGCGGGGAUGUUGUGUUUAGCCUCUUCCAUUCCAAGAGGGCACCAGAGGUCCAUCAAAAGGAUUCCGCCUCUGUCGCUACUCCUACAACCUCCUGCAUCAAUGUGCAGGUGAUCGACAAGAACUGGGUUCUGGGGGUUGAUUACAGGAGGUUGGAGGCGCCGCUUGUCUGCAAGGAAGGGGAAAGCAUCCAGGGUUCUCAUGUCACGCGCUGGCCUGGGUUCUACGUCCUCCAGUGGAAGAUGAACAGCUCAUCAUCUGGGUCCAGCAUAGCCAGAGUGGACGAUGUUCUGGCCUCGCUUCAGGGAACCAGUCACAAGUGUAAAGUCAUGUAUUACUUCGAAGUGCUGGCAUCAGAGGACUUCAGAGGGUCUAUGUCCAGCCUGGAAUCUUGCAGUGGCUUCUCUCAGCUUAGCGGGAUCACCAACAACUCCAACAAGUCUCACAGUGGUUCCCUGAUCUCCAGAUAACAUAGGCUGCAGGGACCCUGCUCCCUGUAACACCUGGACCAUAAACCCACAGAUGGCCUUAUUUAUCUGGACAGAUGAGGAGCGGCUCCCCUGCACCCAUGCUGUGCCACCAGCAAAUACUGUAAAACAAGCUCAAGGAAAGUGGAGCAUUCAUAGACUGCAGGGACCUCAUGGAGAUAUCACUGGAAUCAUGAUUAUUGUGAUAUUUAUCUAAACCAAAUACCAAGGAGUAACAUGGAAACCACUAACUCAUCAUCACGUACUUCAUAAGCUUGCUUGUUAAUUGAUGACAUAGGUACCACCGCUAACUUGGCUGAAAGUCACGGCAAUGCCACCGCUAACAUGGCCGAAGUUCUCAGCGGUGCCUCCGAGUUGUGGGGGGAUAUUGGAUGAGUGCAAUUACCAGGUUAUCACUGUACAGGGCCUUGUGCGAUGGCUACAGGCCCGAUGUGUAUAGACUUUAAUAACUGCCAGCACUUUUAGCUCUUUUCUAAGUCUGAAUCUUUAUCUACCUAAUUUAUUUACAUUGGCCUUUUUCAGAUUGACCUCAGGUCAACAUUUCGUAAUGAAUUAAACUAUUGCUAGACCAGU